Messenger RNA from Drepanopeziza brunnea f. sp. 'multigermtubi' MB_m1, 1614 nucleotides. RefSeq lists its product as uncharacterized. The record is from RefSeq and is a predicted model, not a curated record. NCBI's taxonomy places the organism in Eukaryota, Fungi, Ascomycota, Leotiomycetes, Helotiales, Drepanopezizaceae. Gene Ontology annotation, cellular component: nucleus.
AUGCCCUCAGCAGCUGCCCGCCGCCCGGCGCUGGCCAUCAGAUCCCGCCCCAGCCAAGCCCAACAACAACCCUCUGCGACCCAUCCCGUCGCAUCUACACCACUCACCACUCUGCAAACUGCGAUCCCAAUAACAACUUCUUCAAUCGCAUCGGUCUCCUCAUCAUCACCAUCACCAUCACCAUCACCAUCACCACCAUCACUACCACCAACAUCCAUUCCCAGCAGACCACCGCCCAACAAACUCAAACACCGACCUUGCACUUCCUCCAGUGACCUCUCCCCCAUCUGCUCGCUAGGCUUCAAUCCGGUCCAGCACCCCGCCACCUGCUCUUCACAGCUCGACCGCCCCUCCAAGCGAGCGAUGCCCACCCCCCGCAAAACCAUCGCCGUCGUCAAUGCGUCUGGCCGGCAAGCGGCCUCCGUGAUACGUGUGGCCUGCGCCGUCGGCUACACCGUCCGCGCCCAGUUACGGAAUCUCGACGGGAUCGUCGCUUCCGAAAUCUCCUCCCUGCCGAACGUCACGGUCUUGGUGGGCGAGCUGUACAUUCGCUCGCCCAAUUCCGCUCCCGGGACCCCGGGCUCGCUCCACGGAUCCGACUCACCAGAGCUGGGCUCGAAGAGUCGCGGGACCGGCGCGCCCAACCACGCCCUGAUCACGGAACUGUAUCGCGGAGCCCAGCUCGCCUUCAUCAACACCACCUUCUGGGGCGACGAGGUGGCCAUCGGAAAGGCGCUGGCCGAUGCCGCUCUGGCGGCAGAUAUCGAGCAUUACAUCUACUCCUCCAUGCCGGACCACUCGCACCACUCGCCCACGUGGCCCGCGCUCCCCCUGUGGUCCUCCAAGACCACCAUCGAGGCCUACAUCCGCUCCCUCCCCCCCCUCCUCGCGCGCACGACGUUCCUGUACACCGGCAUCUACAACAACAACUUCACGAGCUUGCCAUAUCCCCUCUUCUGCAUGGCCUGGAAGCCCGACAUGGGCCGCCACGGGGGCUUCGAGUGGACCGCCCCCUUCCAUCCCGACGUCCCCCUGCCGUGGCUCGAUGCCGAGCACGACGUCGGCCCGGCCGUCAUCCAGCUGAUCAAGGACGGCAUCGCGCGCUGGGGGAACGGCGAGAGAGUCGCCCUGGCCUACGAGAUGCUCUCCCCCGUCGAAGCCUGCCGCACCUUUGCCCGAGGCGUCGGCCGCCCCGUGCGGUACCGGUACAGCCCCACCAUCGACGUCCAGGUCAAGAUCCCCCACGGGUAUCGCGAGCAGCUCGUCGCCUUGGAGAAGAUGUACGCCCUGGGGGCCGAGGACGGGCGGCGGCAACCGCCGUACUUUGGGAGCCAGCAGAUGGAGCAGAGCUGUCCGGGCGAGGCCCUGGAGCUGUGGGAGGGGCAUCGGGGAUUGGAGGAGUAUGCGAGGGAGGUGUUCCCGCUGGAGGAGGCCGCGAAUGGAUUGACGUGGAUGAACGAGAGCGAGCCGGAAGGCGAGGAGGCCGGCCGGAUCGAGAGGGGCGACGAGAAGGGCGACGAGGAAGAUCGGGACAGCGAGGGCGAGAGCGAGGGCUUGGUGAUGGGCGGGGUGACGGAUACGCCGGCGCGACAAGAGGAGAGCUGGCUGGCGUGA